AUGAAUUCUACCAGUUAUCAAACUUGUCCAAUUUGCUCCGCGAAUCAUUACGUUGCAGUCUGUCCUAAGUAUUCCUCCAAAACCGUGCAACAGCGAAUGUCAAUCAUUGCCAAACAUAAACUCUGCUACAAUUGUCUUGGAUCUCAUCGGUCCUCGGCUUGCCGUGUUACGAAACGUUGCUUAAAAUGCGGGCAUAAGCACCAUACUACUAUUCAUCAAUUGAAUAAAUUCAAUAAUUCAGCCAGUAAACAGAGCGAUAAAAUUAAUACUACGCAACCAAAUACUGACCAUACGAACACUAAAACUCCUGUUGCUUCUGGCUCAACGGUUCUACAUUCUACAACUGCUUUGAAGGUUACAUCUUGCAUUUUGUUAGCAACUGCUCAAGUCCUUAUCCAGUCUCAGAAAGGAUAUAUUGUAAAAGCCCGUGCUCUAAUAGAUCAAGGAUCAGAAAUAUCCUUGAUAACUGAAAGGCUCGUGCAACGGUUACAUCUCACAAGACAGGCCUUUUUCAUUCCACUAGUCGGCAUAGGAGCUAAAACUUCAAUGAAAACGAAGGGACUCGUUUCUUUCAAAAUAAAGCCUCACUUCCAAGAUAAUUUCGAAGUGGAAUCUCAAACAAAGUCUUGGAAUCAUUUGAGCGGAUUAAAGCUCGCAGAUCCGGAAUAUAAUGUACCCGGUUCAAUUGAUUUAAUUCUUGAUGCUGACUUUUACAGUCAAAUCAUUAAAGAAGGUAUCUCGAAGGGUGAAGUAGGAUCUCCUCUUGCACAAUGUACAACAUUGGGUUGGAUCAUUUCCGGUCCUUCUUCUCCUAUCGUCACUUCUACGGAGGUACAAAGCUACCAUGUUUCCAUGGAUAAAAAAUUGUAUGAUUUAAUUCAUCGAUUUUGGGAAUUAAACACAGUUCCUGAAAUUACUACAGCCCGUCUGUCUGCUGAAGAAGAAAUGUGUGAAAAACAUUUUAAGGAAACUUACUCUCGUGAUUCCAAUGGAAGAUACCAACUUAGAUUGCCAUUCAAAUUUUCUACUAAGAAAUUAGGAGAUUCAAAAACUAAAGCUAUAAGAGUGAUGACUAGUCUUUCCAAAAGGUUAUUAUCUAAAAAUCUCUACUCUCAAUUAUAUUCGGAUUUUAUGGAAGAAUACAAGAAGAUGCAGCAUAUGACACCCGUCGAUGAUCAAGGCUCAGAACCACAACAUUGUUUCUAUCUUCCUCAUCAUGGAGUUUUACGGGAAAAUAGCAAAACAACCAAGCUUAGAGUUGUGUUUAAUGGAUCAAGCAAUACUACAACUGGUCUAUCGUUAAAUGAUCUACUGUAUAAAGGAGCCAAACUUCAAACUGAAUUAUUUGAUGUUUUGUUAUGGUUUCGCAAAUUUCCUUAUGUUUUUUCCUCGGAUAUGGAAAAAAUGUAUCAACAAAUAAACAUUCAUCCAGAAGAUUGGAAAUUCCAACGAAUUUUGUGGAACGAUCAAGUUGGAAAUAUUCUUACCUACCAAUUAACCACGGUUACUUACGGAUUAGCUUGUGCACCUUAUCAAGCUCUACGUACGUUGUUGCAAUUAAUUGAAGAUGAAGGAAAAACAUAUCCUCUUGCAGUGCCUACCAUGAUGAAAGGCAGAUACGUGGAUGAUAUAUUCGGAGGGGCGGAUUCGGUUCAACAAGCACAAGAAAUUGUUCGUCAGUUGAAAGGUCUAUGUAUGGCCGGCAAUUUCCCUCUACACAAAUGGGAAACCAAUGUACCAGAGAUACUUUGCGACAUCCCUUUGGAAAGACGAGUCCGCUCAUCUGCAGUCAGCAUUGAAGAGAAACAAAUUAUCCACGCUCUCGGACUUGUUUGGAAUCCUACUACAGAUGCAUUUAGUUUUACUUUGAAGCUGUCUCCUUGUAAUGUUAUAACAAAGCGAUCUAUUCUCUCCUUUAUUGCUAAAAUGUUUGAUCCUCUUGGUUUUCUAUCUCCUGUUAUGAUUAAAGCAAAAAUUUUCGUUCAGGAAUUAUGGUCAAUCAAAAUUGGUUGGGAUGAUCCAUUGCCGGAAUUAUUAUCUCAAAGGUGGAACAAUUUUAUUGAACAACUGCAAACUUUGCCUUCCCUUAUCUUCCCUCGUUGGGUUGGGAUAACUUUCACUGAUUCAAUUGAAAUUCAUGGUUUCUGUGAUGCAUCGCAGCACGCGAUGGCUGCCACCAUAUACGUAAAGGCUACGACUUCUGACAAAACAAUAACAGUUAAAAUGCUUUGUGCUAAAACAAAGGUGGCACCUUUAAAAUGUUCAACUAUCCCACGUCUUGAGCUCUGCGGUGCUGUCUUGCUUACCAAACUUGUUGCACAAGUUAUACGUGUUUUCCAAAACAAAGAUACUCCAAUUUUUCUCUGGACUGAUUCUGCUGUUUCAUUCACUUGGAUAAACAACCAUCCUUCUAAAUGGAAAGAUUUUGUUCAUAACAGAGUCUGUUUCAUUCAAGAAACUCUCCCUCAAGCAGUUUGGAAAUUUGUACCCGGCAAUCAAAAUCCUGCGGACUAUGCCACACAAGGACUUACUCCAGCUCAACUUUCUUUACUUCCGGAAUGGUGGCAUGGACCAGUAUGGCUCUCUCAGUCUUCGAAGGAAUGGCCAGACAAAAUUCAAUUGCCCAAGAUUAACGAAAAUUUGGAAGAACGUCCCAAUAAAGUCGCCACGAUUGUAAAGGAUAAUCUUCACGAUAUCUGGAAUCUAAUUCAUAAAUACUCCAAUCUAACGCGAUUGCUACGCAUCACUGCUACAUGUUCAAGAGCAAUUGCUCGCUUGAGGAGAACAGGUGAUUCAUUGGGAGUCACACCUUUGACUGCAGUUGAACUGGAACAUGCAAAAACAUUUUGGUUGCAAGACCUGUAUGUACGACCGUGCCCAGGAUACAGACUAAUCAGAUGGAGACUCAAGCUAGAAGAAUACGACUAUGAAAUCAUCCACAAAUCAGGACAAAGCAAUGUAAACGUCGACGCAUUGAGCCGCUAUCCCGCGGAAAAUAAAAAACUGAUUCACCACGUAGAAGGAGAAAGAGAACAGCGAGAAUACACUGCGGAACAAAAGGAGCAGACACUGUACGAGUAUCACGACGCUCCGUUAGGCGGUCACCAGGGAGUUGCGCGAACACUACACCGCAUCAAGUUACGACACCACUGGCACGGCCUAAAUAAAGACGUCGAGAGUUAUGUUGCGAAAUGCGAAUUCUGCCAGAAGAAUAAAUUAAGACAUAAAACUAAAAUGCCACUAGUCAUCACGGACACCCCUACUAGGCCCUUUGAAAAGUGCGCCCUGGAUAUAGUAGGACCCCUCACAAUAACAGCCACGGGAAAUAAGUACGCCUUAACCUUUCAAGAUAAUCUAACCAAAUUCAGCAAGGCAAUACCGCUCGAGAACCAAGAGGCAAACACGGUAGCGAAAGCAUUCGUAACGAAAAUAAUCCUCGAACACGGAAUACCGGAAAAAGUAUUAACAGAUCAAGGCACUAAUUUCACGAGCGAAAUCUUUAAGAAUACGUGCAAAUUACUAAAAAUCCACAAGAUACAGACAACAGCGUAUCACCCAGAGAGCAACGGAGCUCUCGAACGAUCGCACAGAACACUAGCCGAAUACCUACGGCAUUAUAUAAGUACGGACCAGACAGAUUGGGAUGAAUGGCUCCCAUACGUCAUGUUCACAUAUAACACUACCCCUCAUACGGUGACAGGGCUCACACCUUUUGAAUUAAUAUACGGUCACCAAGCAAUCCUACCCUCAGCUCUUAACCAACCACCAAAGUUUACAUACACAUACGAUGACUACGCGCAAGAAUUAAAGGAAAGAAUACGCGCAGCAAAUCAAAUAGCAAAAGCUAAUUCAAAAGAAGAAAAAGAAAAGAGCAAAAAAUAUUACGAUAAAAAAGCGAAGGAAACGAGCUUCAAAGUAGGCGAUAAAGUGCUGUUAUUAGACGAAACCCUACGAAGAGGAAGAUCUAAAAAGCUAGAACCUGAAUGGAUCGGACCCUAUACAGUCAUGGAAAAGCAUAACGACGUAAACUAUUCAGUUAAAAUGGGACGAAGAACUAUCCGCGUACACGCAAACAGACUCAAACUGUUCAUCGAGAACUAA
Molecule: messenger RNA, 4101 nt
Organism: Vollenhovia emeryi
Lineage: Eukaryota; Metazoa; Arthropoda; Insecta; Hymenoptera; Formicidae
Exons: 3
Coding region: 1-4101 (1366 amino acids)
Biological process (GO): DNA integration
Molecular function (GO): nucleic acid binding
Source: RefSeq, a predicted model, not a curated record